AUGCUCUCCCGAUUCCCCUGGAAGACCCCAAUCUACCAGAAUACAGGCUCUACGGCUCGGGACCACCUAGCCAGCGAGCGCACGUUUCUGGCAUGGCUCCGGACAGGGCUUGGCUUCAUAGCACUGGGCAUCGCCAUCGAGCGGUUUUCCCAGCUCGACCUCAAGGAGCUGCUGGAGCCCCUCCGACCACCCCGGCCGCAAGAUCGGAACGCGAAGAGGGAGCCUGCCGAUAUCGACGAUGAGCCGCCGAAGGAACAGUCGCAAGUCAUCGUGGGCACCCUGAUGGCCCUUGGUUCCGGGUCAAUAGUCUACGGGACGGCGCGGUACUUUUCAAACCUAAAACUGCUGGAGAAGGGCCUUUUCAAGCCUGCUUACCACGGUUCCGCCUUCCUUGCCGCCUCUGUCGCGGGUCUGGCUGGUGGUGUCUAUGGGAGCUCGAUAUCGAGGCGAUGGCGGGAGCAGCGUGAGCGUGAAGACAGGAAGGAUUCUUGGUGA
Molecule: messenger RNA, 495 nt
Organism: Diaporthe citri
Lineage: Eukaryota; Fungi; Ascomycota; Sordariomycetes; Diaporthales; Diaporthaceae
Exons: 1
Coding region: 1-495 (164 amino acids)
Source: RefSeq, a predicted model, not a curated record